UACAUCUACUAUAGACCAUACAAAGACCAGUUGAUUCAAAUUAUAAGGAAGUGACUAAAUUUUAGGUUAGUUAAUAAACUGCUGUCAGUUGCGUUGUAUUUUGUUGUAUAUAUAGUACACUAAUAUUUAUGAAUAUUUUUUGCAAUUUAAAAUAGAUUUUUAUUUACAUAUAAAAUAUAUUAUGGCAUUCAAUGUUAGUGGUACACCAGUGUUUGGUGGUCAAGCAACUUCAACACCGUUUGGGGUAGGAUCGACACCAGCAAAUAAAUCUAUUUUUGGUCAGUCCAACAUCUCAUUUGGAACCCCACAAGGAAUUGGAACAACACCUUCAUUUAAUUUAGGAUCAACAACAACAACGACGGGCGGUGGAUUUGGGUUUUCAACAACAGCUCCAACCAGCACUUCUCUAGGUGGAUUUGGAGGAUUUGGUUCUACUGCUACCACUACCACCAGUGGUUUUGGUACUUUUAGUGGUUUUGGAUCAACUGCUACUACUUCUGCUGCUCCAACAUUUGGGUUUGGCACUGGCACCACUUCUGGCACUCAACCUUUGUUCUCAGGAUUCGGACAGAAUCAAACUUUGAACACCAGCACAGGUUUUGGAGGAUUCGGAGGCUUUGGUAACAAACCACUAGGGACUCAACAGCCAACAACAUUUUCCGGUUUCGGUCAAACAACAGGACUGGGAUCUUUUGGUCAAGCCCAAACCCAACAGACGCAGCAACCUGCCCAACAACACCCACUAGAGGCCAUCUACAGGUCUGUGCUCCAGUGUAAUAUCUUCAAUGACGAGCGGGACCAAGUAGUAGCCAGCUGGAACCUUCUGCAGGCUCUCUGGGGUGUCGGCAAAGGAUACUAUGACCGCAAUCUACCCCCUGCAGAGUAUACGCAAGAGAACCCUCUAUGUAGGUUCAAGGCUGUGGGCUACAGCCGCAAGCCAACCACAGAGGCUAAGGACGGCAUUGUGUCCUUGGUCAUCAAGAAGAAGGAGUCGGACAUUAGAAAUGAAGAGGCCCAACUGAUUUCAAGUAUCAAUAACAUAUUGGGAAACAAACCCAAUCUGACCACGACCAUUGAGGCAAUCAAGGCGAUGUCAGAUGAAAAAUCCCAAGUUUUGUUUUAUAUACAAGAAAAGGCUGCCAAUGGAGUGACAAAGCGUAUCCAGAAUACAGAGGUGGUGACCUACCUGAGGACCCAGGGGCCCAGUCAGACCCUGACAAACAUGGGGGUGGAGAAUGUCUUCUGCUUCCAGGGUCCGGACCAGGAUCAGAUCAAGGAAUACCUAGAGAACCCUCCAUCCGGUAUUGACUCCAGGCUGUGGAAACAGGCACAGCUGGACAACCCGGAUCCUGACAAGUUAUUGCCAGUGCCCAUUGUAGGGUUCAAUGACAUCAGGUGGAGAGCUAAGUGCCAGGAGAAUGAGACCAAGGUACACACAGCUGUAUUGGACAAGAUCUCCAAUGUCAUCGUGGAGCUCAAGAGGCAGAACUCGGAGACUAUAGCAAAGAUUGCAGAAUAUAAGCAGCGUGUGAUGGACUUGGAGCACAGAGUUCUCAAGGUUUUAGUAAAACAAGAAGCUACACGAAAUGUUGGUAUAGCAUUGAGGCCAGAAGAAGAAGCCUUGCGCAGUCAGCUUGAGGCGCUCCACUCACAAGUCAAUACUCCAGCACAGUUUAAGGGCCGUCUCAAUGAACUACUGGCCUUGAUGAGAAUGCAGAGACAAGAGUCCAGUCAAGGCCCUACAGAGCGAUAUACUAUGAAUCCAGAAGCACAGGAAGAAAUUCAUCAGUUCUUGCUAGAGUUCCUGUUCGCUAUGCAACAAGUUGUUCAAACUGUCAACAAUGAUUUAAAGGACCUUAAAACUAUGUCAGACGGGACCUCUUCACUCAUGAGAGAGUUUGGUCCAUUUUUAAACAUGUUAGUCAUAUAUUACUGCUGUAAUGCGCGAGUGCUACUACUAAAUCUUUGAUUGAAUGUUACAGUUCUUGCUAGAGUUCCUGUUCGCUAUGCAACAAGUUGUUCAAACUGUCAACAAUGAUUUAAAGGACCUUAAAACUAUGUCAGACGGGAUCUCUACACUCAUGAGAGAGUCUGGUCCAUUUUUAAACAUGUUAGUCAUAUAUUACUGCUGUAAUGCACGAGUGCUACUACUAAAUCUUUGAUUGAAUGUUACAGUUCUUGCUAGAGUUCCUGUUCGCUAUGCAACAAGUUGUUCAAACUGUCAACAAUGAUUUAAAGGACCUUAAAACUAUGUCAGACGGGAUCUCUUCACUCAUGAGAGAGUUUGGUCCAUUUUUAAACAUGUUAGUCAUAUAUUACUGCUGUAAUGCGCGAGUGCUACUACUAAAUCUUUGAUUGAAUGUUACAGUUCUUGCUAGAGUUCCUGUUCGCUAUGCAACAAGUUGUUCAAACUGUCAACAAUGAUUUAAAGGACCUUAAAACUAUGUCAGACGGGAUCUCUACACUCAUGAGAGAGUCUGGUCCAUGAACACUAAAUAAACUUAAAACUAAAUAAUUAUACUAUUUUUUUAACUUAUUAGAUUAAUUUUAAUUUCACUUUUUUAAAUGAUAAGAGAUGAAAACUUUUGUAAAUGAUGUAUUAUUAUGUAUGUUGA
Messenger RNA from Homalodisca vitripennis (glassy-winged sharpshooter), 2615 nucleotides. It is a transcript of the gene Nup54, whose product is annotated as nuclear pore complex protein Nup54. Gene Ontology annotation, molecular function: structural constituent of nuclear pore. Gene Ontology annotation, cellular component: nuclear pore; nuclear pore central transport channel. The coding region runs from base 182 to 1969 and encodes 595 amino acids. The transcript has 12 exons. Lineage: Eukaryota; Metazoa; Arthropoda; Insecta; Hemiptera; Cicadellidae. Gene Ontology annotation, biological process: protein localization to nuclear inner membrane; nuclear pore organization; NLS-bearing protein import into nucleus. The record is from RefSeq and is a predicted model, not a curated record.